AUGAUGUGUUUUCGAGUUCUCCGACCGACUUUGAAUCUUGUUCGCUGUUUCCUUUUUAAGCUUACAGUUCCUCCUGGCAGCGCACCCGUCACGUCUCGCCCCUACCGCGUUAAUCCCCCGGUGGCGAAAAUAGUUGACGCGAUCCUUGACCAAUAUCUUGCGGCAGGUUUGAUCCAACAUUCGACCUCGCCUUACUCGAGCCCUUUGGUAGUCAUACCGAAGAAAUCUGGUGGUGUUCGCAUCACCGUCAAUUAUCGUAAGCUCAACAAGCUUUGUGCUUUGAGUCAGCUUCCGAUUCCUCGAGUCGAUGAUACUUUGGACAAGUUGUUGAAAGGGCGAAUUUAUUCCCUUUUCGACAUAAAAUCUUCGUUCCACCAAAUCACGGUGCACGAUACAAUCCCUUUGACGGCAUUCGUGACGUCUUCCGGGCUUUUCGAGUGGUUGAAGAUGCCUCAAGGCAGUUCGGCUGCCCCUGGAUGGUUUUGCAAAGUUGUCAACGAAGCAUCGUAUUUGGAUGAUCUGAUCGUCUUUGAUGACGCUGCUACUCAUGUCGGUACCAUGCGCGCACUCUUUGAUUGCUUGCGUACGCACAACUUGAAACUCACGCCUCCGAAAGCUACUAUUGGCGCUACUGAAGCAGACUUCCUCGGACACACCAUCUCCCCUGACGGCGUUAGGCCUAACGGUGCCAAGGUUUCGGCCCUCACCAAAAUGCCUAUGCCCAGGGAUGUCGAGCAACUACGUUCCCUUCUCGGUGGUCUCAGCUACUACCGUAAGUUCCUCCCCAACAUGGCUAAACGCAUUCGACCUCUGACUACUCUACUUAAGAAGCAGGAGAAGUUUAUCUUCACCCCUUCCAUGGAGCAAGCCGUUCGCGUUUUAUUAGCUGAGUUGGCCAAUCCCCCUGUUUUGGAUUAUCCAGAUUGGGAUGCUGUUUCAGACGGCUCGCGACCUCUUCACCUUUACUGUGAUGCUAGUCGCGAUGGGUUUGGUGCGACUCUCGAACAAGAACAACCAGAUAGUUCCAUUCGCCCAAUUGUCUUCAUCAGUCGGGCUACUUUGGACUCAGAACGCCACUGGACUCCCCUCGAUCUCGAGGCGGGUAGCAUCGUGUGGUGUAUCAAGCGCCUUCGCGGUUACUUGUGGGGUACGAAAUGUCGCAUUAUUACCGACCACAAAUCUCUCGAACAUUUUGCUAAGGUGGGGGAGAACAAUGCCCACGUUCAGCGCUGGCUGGAAUUUCUUACCGCCUACAAUUACACUCUCGAGAAUCGCAAGGGUUCCGCAAAUGGCAACGCUGAUUUCCUCUCACGCCUCCCAGUCGCUGCGGCUGAAUGCGACCGUUCGGGUCGCAGCCGUCUGACCCCGGCUGAGGAUGAAGAGGCGACUCCUCGGUGGCCUACCAUGUCCCUUCCUUUGCCUUCGGGCCCUGGUGUGUCGGUGAGUGCUGACUAUUUUGGUCCACUUCCGUUGACACCGCGUGGCAACACAUACAUUCUGCUCUUCACAAACCGUUUCAGCCGCCGUGCUGAUAUGUACGCGGUUACGGCUGAAGAAUUCACCGCCGAAGGCACAGUUGACAUCCUUGUCAACAGGUAUAUCCCUUUGUGGGGUUGCCCGUUGAGUCUUUUGUCUGACAACGGCUCUCAGUUUUGCUCUAAACUGUCCCAAGCCGUAUGUGCCCGUCUUCCUAUCCGCAAAGCUACUAGCUCGUACAAUCCCAAUGGAAAUGGGGGUGUGGAGCGUGUCAACCACACUAUGGCUCAGAUGUUGGCUAUGGUUGUCAACAAACGACAAGAUGAUUGGGACAUUCAUCUCCCACACGUCGCGUUUGCAUACAACAACUCCGUUAGCGCCGCUACCGGUUUGGCGCCCAAUGAGGUGCAUAUGAAUCGAUUGCCUCGUUUACCGAUGACUGUNAUGUGCCCGUCUUCCUAUCCGCAAAGCUACUAG
Molecule: messenger RNA, 1953 nt
Organism: Ectocarpus sp. CCAP 1310/34
Lineage: Eukaryota; Phaeophyceae; Ectocarpales; Ectocarpaceae
Source: the annotation of a GenBank genome assembly